Molecule: messenger RNA, 6394 nt
Organism: Contarinia nasturtii (swede midge)
Lineage: Eukaryota; Metazoa; Arthropoda; Insecta; Diptera; Cecidomyiidae
Gene: Wnt5
Product: protein Wnt-5
Exons: 10
Coding region: 2205-5357 (1050 amino acids)
Biological process (GO): cell fate commitment; neuron differentiation; canonical Wnt signaling pathway
Cellular component (GO): extracellular region
Molecular function (GO): frizzled binding; cytokine activity
Source: RefSeq, a predicted model, not a curated record
AGACGGUAACUAAAUUUAGUUGUUUACAAACAUUCGUGACGAACGGUUGUGAAGCGAAAGAGACGAGAACCGACAGAAUAAGCGCGUCUUUGUGGUAUUCGUAAUCGCAUAUUUUUUGCCGAUGUAAACGUGGGUUCUGUGAGAAAUUUUCGAGUUUUAAAUUAAAAAAUGUACGAGUUUUAAAACGAAUAUUCAACGGUCGACUAUAUUUCAUUAGCUCAUCGUUAAACUAUUUGCUUAGAUUAUACUUACAAAGUGUCGGCAAUUUAAUUGGAAAAAACGCAAAAAGAAGCAAAAAAAAUCGUUCAUAAUCUAAAUAAACAAAGUCGAAGAUUUUGUUUUGAUUACAAAACUAUUAGAAGAAGAUUAGUUCUUUGCCUAUACACAUUGCAUUUGAUGCACUUCUUUAUCGAAUGUGUAAAUAAAUAGUUUCAAGAUCAUCUUAAUUACAUUAGAUGAAAAAUAUCUUCAGAUUUACAGCUGCUCUCUGAUCGUCGUUUUUAAUUAAUUCUAGAGCAUCAACAAACUAGAAAAUUUAAUUAAGGAGAAGCAGUACGAUCUCUUGCUCUCGACACAUUGCAUUUGCAAAAGAUUCGAUCAUCUUUUCAUUUAGUUUAGAGUGUUUGUGUGAAAUACAGAAUAGAACCCGAAAUGCAAAUAAGAUCAAAUUGGGACUAGAAAAUACACACACAUAAAUGUCUAGAUAGACAAUGAUAGAGACGUUGGGAAUAUAGAAUCUUGUGAAUUGAAAAUACUCAGUCGGUUUUGUCGCAAUUUGAAUCGUGCAUAUUUUUUGAAUGACAACCGAUUUUCAGGACAUUCGUUGCAUUAAUCAUAUUUAAAUAUUGUGUAAAAGCAUUCGCACAAGACUAAAUCCAUUUUGUGGCGUAACCGUUUUUCUUUUUAAAAUUUUUCGAUUAAGAAAAAUUUACGAUUGUUCAACGGUGGCUAGACAAAUACACACCGUCAAAAGGAAGCAACAAAAAGUAAAUAGCACAGACAAAGAACGUAUAGAAGUGAUAUGUGUUUCAGUUACGCAUAAGUGAUAACGUGUGGUGUGGAAAAACGGAAUGUGAAUGGUGAAACGAAGAAAAAUAUUUGAAACGAGAAAUUUUCACAGUGUGUCUGAUGUGACAAAAUUUACAGCCAAAGGAAAUUCAAGUUAAUUUGUGACGUCGUCGCACCAGAACAUAAAAAGAGAGCCCAUUGCAAAUUACGAACGACAACGAUCGAAGGAGAAAGUCCAAAGCGAAAACACCGUAAUGAGAAUGGAAUAAUAAUCGUAAAAAAAAGAACAGAAAGGAACUCUCGAAAAUUAGACGUGAAGUCAUAAAAUGUGUCACCAUUGAAACUCAAGCGAAACGAAACACUUGGUAUAGCGCAACGCAUCGCCAAAAAAAAUAUAUCAUAGAUCAAGAUCAAAGGGUUCGUUUCAUAAAUAUUAAUUUAUCCAAGCAGCAGCAGCAGGACAACCACAGAAAAAAACAACAGUGUUGAAAGUGAUACAUGUUAGCGAAUUUUAGAUGAAUGUGGUGCAUCGUGUGAUUGCCAUGGCACUUGUGAUUUCCAUCCGUACAUCGAUGAGUGCACCCUAUCACAUACACAAACACACAUACACCAGUCAAUGAACUUGCACUGCUCACACACAAAAAAAACACACACACUGAUGACAAGCGUUAUCAAUUUCAAUCCGUACAACGAACAACAAGAACAAAAAAAGAAAAGUGCCCAAGUACCGAAGAAGUGUGCAAAAAAGUUUUGUGUAAUUUUUCAAACAGCAAAAACUUUGUGUGCUCGCCAAACAUUCAACGCUGAGAAUUCAAUUCAAUUCAAAUGAAAAGAAACGGAAAAAUGUACGCGAACGAAGAACAAAAAGAGUAAAUAAAUAGAGAGAGAGAGCAGAGAGAAAUUUGUGUAUAUUAUUUCUUUACAAAAUCAAAAAAUUGUAGCGAAAAAGAAACUUGAUGCAAACGGACAAAGUAAACGAUUGUGAUUGAAAUGAAGGCUUACUAGUUAAAAAAAGGGACACGAUUCAAAGAUAAUAAAAUACAACGCGAGAGAAAAGUGAAAACAAUUACAACAAAGAUUCUGAAGUUCAAUUAUCGAAGGAGCGAUACCAGUGAAGAGAACACAGCACACCGAAAAAAAACAAUUUUAAAGUUUGAAAGUUUGCUGCAUAGAUUGAAUAGCACACAUUGAUAAACAUGGAAGUUUGGAUGCGUUGGAAAAACAAAUGUUGCGGCAACAAUAUAAUCGUUGCAUUGCUCAUAAUUACAACACUCAUUGCACACAAUAGUUACAGUGUGCAUGGUGUACUACAGGGCGUCCCAUCAUGGAUAUGCCUUGGCAUGAAAUCGCCGUUUAUUGAAUUCAAAGCCCAUCACAUCGAGGUGCUAUCAAAUCUAAGCAUUUCAUUGAAUUCAAGCGAUCCGAAUGGUGGCGGCUUCGGCAACAACAUGAUGAGCGGCAAUUCAUUCAGUUAUGCAUUGGAAGCUGCGGGUAAUCAUUCGAUUCAGAAACAAUAUAUGGAUAUGGUGAAGAAACAACAGAAAUGGGUAAUAUCAACGUCAUCAUCGUCAACGGAAAAUCCGAUUGUAAUGGCUGCAAUGAAUAACAAAAAAGAGGUCACAUUGAUCGAAACCAAAGAUCAAAUGGAUGGAAAACGAUCAAUUGAUCAUAUUGAUCGUAAGUACAUUAUUCCAUUGGCAUUGAAGGUGGCAAAUCCAUCGAUGGUAACUUCUGCAUCGACCACCACUACAACAACGACAACAACAACACGAAAACCACCCGUUUUACCCGAUACAUCACCGAAUAUUGACGAUUUGAAGCGUCACAUUUUAAUGUUGCAAAAUUUAACGAAAAACGAUGAAAAUUUCCAAAGUAAAUUUGUUGUUUUUCCAAGUUUACAGCGCACCGAUGCCCCUACAUCGACCACAACAUCAACGACCAGCGCCAGUUUUACAACAAUUUAUCCAACACAAAGCGUUAUCGAACAUAUGCCAACUACGGUGCGAAUACCGACAAUGCGUUCAACAACAACGAAACGUGCAACAAUUGCAACAAAACGACGAUCAUCGUUAAAUGUGCCAAAACAAACGUGGCCAAUAUCAAAAGAGGAACAAAAACCGGAAAAAAUAACAAUUGUUCCACAAGUGUUUUUGCAAAAUGAUCAAACACCAAUGAACGACGAUAGUUUUGAGCGUCCACCACUUGACGAUGCACAUAAUUACCAGAGGCAAUUGAAUUCACCGUCAUCGAUGUCGUUGUCAUCAUCAUCGUCAUCAUCGUCAUCAUCUUCAUCAUCGGUGUCAUCCUCGCACAAAUUUAGCUAUACUGAUUCAAAACCAGUGUUUUUGUCGUCAUCGACCAAACGUAAUAAUCAACAACAACAGCAACAAUACGCGACCAUCACAUCGAAUGAACAUAAACAGCAACAGCAAAAACCAAAGAAAAAUGCCAACGCAAACCAACGAAAUAAGGAAAAGCAAUUAAGACGUGAAAUGCGGAAAAAAUGCAAAGAGGCUCCAUUGGACCAGAAAAAAAACUGCACAAAAGCAUUUCAGAUUAGUUUCAAUUUGACAUCGGCCGCAGCUGUGGCUGCCAUUCGAAAUACCAAAACGAAAAAUAGCGAACACCAAUCGAUUGGCGGUGACAGUGGCAUUGGCACCAACACAGAAAUCAUUCGAUCGAAUGGAUCGUCACGAUUCAAAGCAAACUAUGUACCGCCACAUCGAAAUAUUCAACCACCACAUUCGGUUAAUACAAAUAAACGUCCCGAUGAUUUUCUAUACGACGCUGGUCAUAUGAAUGAUGACAAAAAAAGCAAUGAUGAUGACGAUGACGAUGCUGCAUUGAAGCAAUCAAUUUUACAACGAACUAUUCGUAGCCAUCGUCGCCACCAGAGACGUAAUGCAUCAGCAGUGAUUAAUUCGAUGUCACGUCGUGACCAUCCUUAUUCAAUAGUAACACCGAUUACUUCAAUAACCAUAAAUGAAACAGCAAGUGCUGGUGAUGCGACAGCAGCAGCGGCGGCUAUCUUCAAAGAAAAAAUCGAUUUGAAUCCUGAUUUAUGCUAUAAAAUCACCGGAUUAAGUUACGGUCAACAGAAAUUAUGUGCAUCAAAUACACAAAUUAUGCCAGCGAUAAGUCGCGGUGCCCGAGCAGCAAUACAGGAAUGCAAACAUCAAUUCAAAAAUCGACGCUGGAAUUGUAGCACCGUUGAUGACAACACUGUAUUUGGACCAGUCAGUGGAUUGGGUUCACCCGAAAUGGCAUUCGUGCAUGCAAUGUCCGCUGCAGCAGCUGCCAGUUUUAUAGCACGUGCUUGUCGCGAUGGUCAACUCUCAACAUGUGGUUGUUCGCGCAGUUCACGACCACGUCAAUUGCACAGUGAUUGGACAUGGGGCGGUUGUGGAGACGAUUUGGAAUUUGGUUACAAAUUUUCACAGCAAUUCAUCGAUAUUCGAGAAAAUGAACGAAAACGUUCACAACGUGGUGUUAUUUCAGUGCCACCCAAGUAUCCAAAACUUGAUGAGGAAAAAUCAACAAUGGUCAAUGAAACCAAUAACAAUGGCAACGGAACAACAGCAACGAAUGCCGUACGACCAGACAAUGCUCCAACUGGUUUCAAGCCGGAACACCUACUCGAACUUCAGGAGAAAAUCACUAAGGAAAUUCUUAGCACGAAAUUGGGUGAAAAUGAAAUGCAUGAGCUACAGGCUAAAAUCAAUCACGAAAUUUUGAAUUCGAAAGUAUUCAAUUUGGAAAAUCAAGGAUAUUAUGGAAAUCAAAAGAAGAAUCAACGUGGUAGUUCAACACAACGGAAUCGCUAUAAAAGUAGUGCAUCGGUGAAAGCCCGCAGCAAAAUGAAUAUUCACAAUAACGAAGCUGGACGACGGGCAAUGAUCAAUAAAUCUCGUAUUGUAUGUAAAUGCCAUGGUGUGAGCGGAUCGUGCAGUUUGAUUACUUGCUGGCAACAAUUAACAUCAAUUCGUGAAAUUGGUGAUUAUUUGCGUGAGAAAUAUGAUGAAGCGACCCAGGUGAAAUUGAAUAAACGUGGAUAUUUACAAGUAAAAGAUAAUCGCUAUCAAAUGCCAACAGCUAAUGAUUUGGUUUAUUUGGAUGAGAGUCCGGAUUGGUGCCGCAAUACAAAGCAACUUCAAUGGCCUGGCACACAUAAUCGGGUCUGCAAUAAAACAUCAACUGGUUUGGAUGGUUGUGCAAUUCUAUGCUGUGGCCGUGGCUAUAAUACAAAGAAAAUUGUGGUGAAAGAACGAUGUAAUUGCAAAUUCCAUUGGUGUUGUCACGUUAAAUGCGAAACAUGCACACGAGUUAUCGAAGAACAUACAUGUAAAUAAAAGAGCUAUCAUGGAAAAAACCAAACACACAUUUUGCAUGCCUUCUUCACUAAGCAUGCAUCGGAAAAAAGAAAGAAAUAUAUAGUAAAGGAAAAUCAUAUUUAUAGCAUUAAACAGUAAAGAGACAAAAAAAAAAUUCGAACCGAAAUAUCCUAAUCAUAGAUUCUUACACUUAGACAUUUUUUUCACCCUUGUGAAGGAAUAAUUAUUGAAAAUUUCGAUGGCUAACGGCAAAGAAGGAUGGAAUACAUGUGCAAGAAUCUAUGAUCUCAAUAUUCAAAAGAAAUAAAAAAAGGGGGAAAGAGAAAACAAACCGAAAAACGUGAUAAAGAAAACCAGAAAAAUCAUAAUUUGUUGAUCGAUGAACAGUGUCGAAUAAAUGUGUUCAACAAUAGAUAUGUUUUCAGAAUAAUAUGCAUGACAUGUCAAGCUUUCUUAGAUAUUCAUUUUCCUUUCCUGCCAUAACGAAAACGCAUUAUGCGCAAAAACUAUAAGGAUUACAAUGAAACUGCAUUUAGAAUCAAUCACAAUUACAAGAAUAUAUUCAAUAAAAUAACAACGACAAUCGUCACAUAACUCGAAAUAUAAAUAAAAUACGAUGUGUGUACAUCAACGGAAAUUCACUUAAAAACAGAAUCGAAUUGAUGAAUUUUUGCCUACUAAACGGGGCUUUUUGUUGUAUUCAUAUUCAUGCUUAAGGAACAAAAAUGUCAUCGUUCAUAUAAACACACGCACACACACACAUACACACACUUCAAUUUUUUCUCUUUCAUUCUUUCCAUUGUAGCUUUUAUAAAUAUCGCCAUCCAUCGAUUAAAAUUAAUUUAUAUACAAACAGCGAGGAUCGCAAAAUGUUUUUUGAAUUAAGACGAUACAAUGUAUCGGAUACAUACACAAAAUAAAAUGCAUUAAAUUAUUGAUAACAAAACUUAUGUAGUAAAUAUAAUAUUGGAAACAGAAUAAGAAACAUUUUACAAUAAUUUUUUGAUGUUUUAAAUACACAUUUUUUGAUAUGCAAUUUACUGAUGACCUACCGA